Aspergillus ibericus CBS 121593 is the source of this 1117-nucleotide messenger RNA. RefSeq lists its product as uncharacterized. Bases 414 to 1052 code for a protein of 212 amino acids. NCBI's taxonomy places the organism in Eukaryota, Fungi, Ascomycota, Eurotiomycetes, Eurotiales, Aspergillaceae. The record is from RefSeq and is a predicted model, not a curated record. The transcript has 3 exons.
GGGUCGGGGUUAACUAGAAAACAUUCCAAUCCCGUUGAUGAAUCUUCCUCCCACCCGGAUCAUCCCCGAAAGACUCCCCAGAGAUGAUCAUCCAGGUUACCACGAAACCUCUUUCCUCUCGGUCCAGUCUCACCAGUUAACCCUUCACCUCGAUCCCAGAAUUUGCAUCCAUCGACGAUCUCAAGGCCUUUAACGACGACGAAUUCACGGACAACCCGUUUGGCAUAUUUUUCGGGUAUCUGGCCGAGCUCUGCACCACGUACACCUCCGAGGCCUCCAUCAACCGAGCGCACCAACGGAAAGCCAGCGACAGCUCUAUCGCCACCGAGCUCUCCACCUCUAGUAAUGAGGGGAAGCGCGAGACGGUCAGCACCGAGGCCCUCAAGAUCUUGAUCAAAAGUACCCUGGGGAAGAUGAAAGAGGAUCGAUCCUUGGCUACGCCGGGCCCGGAGGGGUUGUUUCUCACAUGCUUCGCCGCGGAGAACCAGUUCCAGUGGGAUAUGGCGGGCGUCACGGACGUGGUGGUAAACGAUGGGUCGGUGGGAGUUAACUUCCGAGGAAGCUUUUCGGGAUCCGAUCGAAGCUCUAAGGUACCGGUGGCUAGUUUGGAGUGCAAGCCACGGGAUGCCGGGGGGGUCAAGCGUGGCUCUGGGGAUUCAGAAUCCUUCAUCGCAUCGGUGUUUGCCCAGGAGGUGGGUGAAAUGAUCGGGGGGAUGAUCGCCCAGAGAACCAAACUGGAAUUGAUCAAGCACCGGGAUCAGGAGUCGUUUGUGGUCAGCAUGCAUGGAACGCUCUUCUAUAUCAGCGCGGCGUAUUUCUCCCCGGAGUAUAUUAGAUAUAUGGAGACCACCCGACCUGGAGAGGUCACAGAUGUUGACGGGGUUCUCCUAUGGGUUCGAAGAUCGAUCCAUUUCGAUCUCAAAGAUGCGAAUCAACGAGGACAGGCGUUGAAGUUCUUGUGGGCGUUGAUCAGGUACAUCGCCAGUGGAGAGGCGAGAUUGAACAUUGUGACGGCGGCCAUUGAUGCGCAGAGGGGCGUUGCAACGAAUUAAUCCUGCUAUGGACGUUGACCACAUGUGAUAUGGUAUAUAGUAAGAGAAUUAGAUUGAACAGGGGG